ACGCGUACCUCUAUAAAAGUGUCAUCGUGCCAUUCUCGAGAAUAGUUGGGCGCUGUGCAUCGAGCGAACAUGAUCGAGUUUCUAGUAUUAUUCCUUGGCGUUUACGGGGUAUUGGCGGCUCCUCAUGCGCUCCACGUGAAUCAUGAUCCUCAUCUGGAUAAUAAUGCGGAAGUGGUCGACGGGAAUCUUCCCGGUACGGAGAAUCUGAACGAGAAGGCGCUUCCGGUAUCUCGUUUAUUCGCUACGGGAUAUAGUAAUUUGCCAGCGAGAAAUAAUCUAGCCGAGAGAUCUCAGGUACCUCCACGACUUCCUGGGACGACGAAUCUAGCAGAAAAGCGAAUUCCAGAUAUCAUUCUGAAGAGAUUGUCGGAAAUGUUUGAUGUCAAAUAAAGAGAAGAAAAUGGCAUUUGAAAAUAUAACAUUUUGUUUGAUAUUUUUAAAAUAUAUUAGACUGCCAUUGUGUGCCCAUUAUAUCUAAAAAAUUUAUAUAAGCUGUAUAAAUGUUUUUGUUAAAUAUAAUUAUAAGUUAUAA
Molecule: messenger RNA, 532 nt
Organism: Pogonomyrmex barbatus (red harvester ant)
Lineage: Eukaryota; Metazoa; Arthropoda; Insecta; Hymenoptera; Formicidae
Source: RefSeq, a predicted model, not a curated record